This is a messenger RNA of Pseudozyma hubeiensis SY62, 378 nucleotides long. RefSeq lists its product as hypothetical. The coding region runs from base 1 to 378 and encodes 125 amino acids. The transcript is spliced from 3 exons. The record is from RefSeq and is a predicted model, not a curated record. Lineage: Eukaryota; Fungi; Basidiomycota; Ustilaginomycetes; Ustilaginales; Ustilaginaceae.
AUGAACAGCGUGCGAGGCAGUCGACAAUCAUAUGUUUUUAUUUUAUUUUUUCGAGUUUUUGACUCGUUGCCUCGUGGCAAACACGGAACAGCGGAUGAUGAGAUGCGAUUGGCAGAAGGCGGAAGUUUAGAAGAACACAACAAAAUUGCAUCCAGAUUGUGUGGUUCCCGGAACGAGACAGUCCGAGCGAGCGCGUGGUCUGACAUCCGAGACAAAAUCACUGCCGACAUCAUGAUCCUUUCUCGUUGCUUGAAAGCACGUCGCAAGAGCAAGGUUCGCCUAAGCAUCCUAAUCAGAUCAGAUCUGGUCACCUGUGAUAACCGGUUCCUCCUUCGUUUCGUCGGUCCGAUGGUCACCGUUGCCCUCAAAGAAUCGUGA